CUCGCGAAUAUUGUGUGGUUCUACCUAGUUUGGGACGAUGGCAUGGGCCGGGCCACAAUCCAAACAGCCACAUUGUACGGUCACUGUCAGGGGGAGGGAAGAAGAGGCGAAGAAGACGAACAAGUGAGAGCUAUGAGAUUUUGGAUUUAGGGCUCCCGGAGAUAAGAGGAGGGAGGAGGGCAAUGGCGCAGCAGGGAGGCGCUGGCGAAAUGUCGCCAGUCCAGUUCCGGGAGCUGGACGACGAAUUCAUGCAGAAGCAAGCGAAGGUAUGGCUAGAAGCUCUUUUGGAGGAACGAUAUGGUGGAGAUCGGAGCUUGGCGGAUUUGCUCGCCGAUGGAGACAUACUGUUUCGAGUUUCCAAGCUGUUCAAGGAUCUUAUACGAAGCAGCUCUGGAGGGGAUGCCGCAUUUCCAAGGCGGCCUUCCUCGGAGCUACCAUCAAACGAUGCAAAGGGUGGACGAUAUCUCCCAUACUCUCACGUUGAUUCAUUCCUCAAGAUUUGCAAGAGAAUAGGCCUGCCCGAUGUCGAUCUCUUCACUCCCCCGGAUGUUGUGGAGAAGAAGGAUAUCAGAAGGGUCUGCUUUUGCAUUCGAGCUCUCUCCAAAAAGGCUCGCGCUCAAAGUCUGCCGGUUCCAGAUUUUGAUAAGGUAGCUCACGCAGGUCCCAUGCCACCGACGGACAAAGUUGGAGGUAUCCGAGAGCAUUUGCAACAAGCAGCGGUGGCGAGCUCCUCUCCAGACUACAAGUCUCCACGGACUUCUCAGCCGAUUGGCAAAGUUCUAUCGUCUCCGAGUCUCGCCGGCUCGGCCUUUAUGGAAACGCCACCCUCGAUCAAGCAGCAGGAAAGCGGGACUCCCGUAGAGCUCCAGCAGCAGGAAAGCGGGACUCCUGUAAAAUUCGAGGACGAAACCGCAUCUUCAGAGCUUCAAGAUGAGGAGGAUAAGCAGUCGACCUCAGUAUUGUCAUCGCAAGUGGACGAAACUGAGGAUGACGAAGGUGAUAACAAUCCCGAGCUUGUGGACGAGGAGAGAUGUGGUGAUCGCGCGCCGCCGCAAGUCGAGGAUCAACAAUGCUGCUCCGUCCAGGCAAAAGAGAAAGAGCCGCCGAGUUCCGUGCAGCGAAAUGGAAGUACUGGGUUUGUUCUUCCUUUGGUGAUUGGAGCAGUGGCACUGGUCGUGAGUGUUCUGGCAGUGGUAGCAGUCAAGCGGCCGAGGAAAACUCGCGGCUACUAUGUCGUCAAAGAGGGUGAUACUCUGGCCAAAAUCUCCCGGACCUGUGGAACUGGGCGAUGGACGGAGCUCGUGGACAAGAAUCCGGGCCUGGCAUCAAACCCGGAUCUCAUUUACCCCACUGACAGACUCAAGCUAGCGUAGAAACAUCAUCGACGAAAGAGAAUGUGAUUCAUCCUAGAACCCGAAAAACUAGAGCUGGAGUGGAUCGAUCGAUCGACCACCAAUACAGGAAUAAGAACCGAGAGAGGAAAAAAGAAAAGGAAAAGGGAAGAACAGUAUGAAUGAGCUGUGGGUGUCAAACUUCACCUCGUGUGUUCUUCGCUAAACUUCUUUCUUUCACUCC
This is a messenger RNA of Selaginella moellendorffii, 1575 nucleotides long. RefSeq names its product protein OPAQUE10. NCBI's taxonomy places the organism in Eukaryota, Viridiplantae, Streptophyta, Lycopodiopsida, Selaginellales, Selaginellaceae. Gene Ontology annotation, molecular function: actin filament binding; cytoskeletal adaptor activity. Gene Ontology annotation, cellular component: actin filament. Bases 183 to 1373 code for a protein of 396 amino acids. Gene Ontology annotation, biological process: actin crosslink formation. The transcript has 9 exons. The record is from RefSeq and is a predicted model, not a curated record.